Messenger RNA from Scheffersomyces stipitis CBS 6054, 3795 nucleotides. RefSeq lists its product as uncharacterized. Gene Ontology annotation, molecular function: lipid binding. The annotation marks the transcript as partial. The record is from RefSeq and is a predicted model, not a curated record. The transcript is spliced from 2 exons. NCBI's taxonomy places the organism in Eukaryota, Fungi, Ascomycota, Pichiomycetes, Serinales, Debaryomycetaceae.
UUUAGAAGAUUCAAUAGAGACAUCAGAGAUGACUUGGCCAGAGUCAACGCUAUCAACCGUUUGGAUAACGAAGCUGAAACCAUGGAAUGGUUGAAUUCCUUCUUGGACAAGUUUUGGGUCAUCUAUAUGCCUGCCAUGUCAGAAAUGGUUUUGACCAUUGCUAAUGGUAUCUUGAAGGAUUUGGCCCCUGGUUUUGGUAUUGACAAGUUAUCUUUGGAUGAAUUUACUUUGGGUUCCAAGGCUCCUAGAAUAAACUCUGUGAGAUCGUACCCUAAGAAGGCUGAAGACCAUAUUGAAAUGGACUGGGACUUCUCCUUCACACCCAACGACACUGAUGGAAUGACCAAGGCCGAAAUCAAGAAAAAAAUCGACCCUAAGGUUGCUUUGGGUGUCACCAUCGGAAAGGCUUUUAUCUCCAAGUCUUUCCCUGUCUUGGUUGAGGAUAUGUCUAUGACGGGAAGAUUGAAAAUCAGAUUGAAGUUGAGUCAAAAUUUCCCCCACGUCAAGAUUGUCUCUGUUCAAUUCUUGGAAGCUCCAACAAUUGAAUAUGGUUUCAAGCCUAUGGGUGGUGACACUCUUGGUCUUGAUAUCAUGUCGUUCAUUCCAGGUUUGAGAACUGUCGUGAAUGGUGUUAUCCACUCGAUCCUUCGUCCUAUGUUCUACGCUCCCAAUUCGUUUGAUGUUGAUGUUGAAGAAAUGUUGGCUGCGCAAUCAAACGAUUCUAUUGGUGUAAUUGCCGUUACCGUCUUACGUUUGCAAAAGUUGAAGAAAGGUAACCCUACUAAGCCAAACAGUAUUAAUCCAUACGUUCAGCUUAAAAUUUCUAACAAUGCUAGCAUUAACGAAAAGACCACUGUUAAGAAGCUUAUCAACGAUCCUGUCUACAAUGAAACCAAGUACUUGUUGGUUAACCAAUUGGACGGUAACCACUUGAACUUCAACGUUUUCCAUCUUGUUGAAGACAAGGCUGAUGAUCAGUUGAUAGGAAGUGUAGAUUUCCAGUUGGCCGACUUGUUACAAGAAGAAGCUCACAAUAACGUGAUCAAAACCUUAACUGAAAGUGGAAAGGCUGUUGGUAAGAUUGAGUUCAACUUGAAGUACUUCCCAGUCCGUGCACCUUUGGUAUUAGAAGAUGGAACUAAGGAACCUAUUCUUGAUGCUGAAGUUGGUAUCUUGAAGUUGAACUUGCAUGAAGCUAGAGAUUUGGAUAUAUCAAGUUCAGUUCUUGGUAUUUUAAACCCCUACGCUGAGAUUUAUGUUAAUGAUGAGUUGGUUAAGAAAUGUCGUAGAUUGAGAAGAACAAACGAACCAUCUUGGGGCCAAUCACUUGAAUCUUUAAUCACUCAGCAGUCUGAAACGACCGUCCAGGUCUUGAUUAAGGACUCUGUGGAUGACACUAUUGUAGCCAAAUUGAAUUCCAACUUGCAAGAUCUAGUCUUUGAAACCAGUAGAGGUCAGGAAUGGAUUGAAACUGAUCCAGUGACAGAAGGUGGUCCAAGGCCACGUGUGAGAAUCACUGCUAACUGGAAAGCUAUCAAGAUUGAUGAUACCUCUAUUGUCAAGACUCACGAAAAUGCUCCUAUUGGUGGUUUAAGGUUACAUUUGCGUUCGGCCAAAUCCCUCAAGAACUUGGAGGCUGUUGGAUUGGUUGAUCCGUAUGUCAGAGUUUUGUUGAAUGGUAAGUUGAGAGCAAAAACAGCCACAUUCGAAAAUACACUCGAUCCUUUGUUCAAUACGGCAUACUUUUUACCAGUUGCUAACGAACAUCAACAUUACUUGCUCCAGAUCAUGGACGAAGAACCUGAAGGUAAGGACAGAUCGUUGGGUACUGCUGCCGUUCACAUUGGAGACUUCCUAAAGAGAGACCAAAAUGGGUACUUCUUACCACAUGAUGGUGCUGAUACUAUUCUUGAGCAACCAGUUAUCUUCAAUGGUCAACCUACUGGUACUAUCUAUUACUCAGUUUCCUUUAUUCCUGCCAUUCCAGUAUAUUCCUUGUCUCAGAUAAAGAACAAGGAAGCUUACUUGGAAGAAGUCAAAGAGAAAGAAGCCGCAGCAAUUGCUAAGCAAGCCGCAGACGAAAAACUCUUUAAAGAAAAGCCAAACGAAUAUGAAUGGAUUGAGGUUGAAGAAGAAGAAGUGGUCGAGCCAAAGAAGGUUCAAAUGGGUUUGGACUCUUCCAUCAAGUACAGAUCCGGAAUUGUUUCUGUUCAUUUGUUGGGUGGUUCGUUCGAAAAGUCUGAUGUCUAUGUUCACACAUUGUUUGAUGAACAAGCUUACUCUUCAGGAGUUUCUCCUAAAUCAGAAGGUAACCGUCUAUCGGUUCCAUCUUCUGGUGACGGUUUUGUUAGAGACUUACCUCUUUCUAAGUUGAUCAUCAGAAUUGCCAAAAAGGUCGAAGUUGACUUUGAAAGUGACAUCAUUGCCGAACAGAUAUUUGAUACUUUGGAUAUACUAAAGAAGUCAUAUUCUAAGCCCAUUACCUUGAGAAUCCAAGACAGAAAUCAAGUCAAGCUUCAAUUGGAAUUCAUUCCUUCCGACGUUCAAUUGAAUCCUUUGGAUACCGUAUUGGAUAUUGGUAAGGUUAAGCUUGAGGUUAUAGGUGCGGACAACUUGAAGUCUGUUGACACGAACGGAAAGUCAGAUCCAUUGUGUGUAGUGAAGUUGGACGGCAAAGAAAUCCUCAAGACAGAUAAGAAGAGAAAGACUUUGAGCCCAGUUUGGAAUGAAAGUGUUGAUUUCUCCUUGCUUUCGAGAUCCAGACAAUCAAUUGUCUUAGAAGUGUACGAUUGGGAUUACACUCACGAUGAUGAAUUGAUUGGCAAGACAGUUGUGAAUUUGUCCUCUCUUGAGCCAUCAAAGACUCAAGAGUUUUCAUCUGAAUUGGACACUCAAGGUAGGAUUAACUUGAGAGCCACUUUCAAGCCAGAGUACAUCAGACCUAAGUUGGCUGCUAAGUCAGCAUUACCAAUGGACUUGAACUUUGAUGCACCAAUGAACGUAGUUGUUGUAGGAGGUGCUGGAGCUGUCGCCGGAGGAGUCGUAGGCGGUGUAGGAGGUAUUGCUUCAGAAGGUAUUGCUAGGGGAGGUUCAUUUCUUAAAGGAUUUGGAAGACUGAAGAAGAAGCAUUCAAGCAAUGGCGACGAAACCUCUACUAUAGCAGAUGAUAGUUUUGCAAGUCAUGAUAAGAACUUCAGCGACAUCGAAUCUGAAGCUGCGCAUGACAAUGCUAGCAGACACAGCCCAAUGAGUCCCUCAAAGAAGGGAAGAGAAGUGGUUAACAAAUCGGCAGAAUUGCAAAGCUUGAGAUCUGGAGCUGCUCCAGUCUCCAAUUCUCUUCAACACUCACAGGUUGACGGCAUAGCCAGACCUCCAAUUCCUGGACAUCUCAGAACUCCUAGCGCUGCUUCAGAUGCUGCCAGUAUCGCAAGUAGCUUUGCUCCCGGAGCUAUUCCAGGAAGGCUUACAAUCGUCUCAGCAUCCAAUCUUAACACCAAAGAUCCAGUGGAAGUCAAGGUAGUAUUGAAGCAACCCACCAAACAAAAGGACUUGUUCAAGACCAGAAACACCAAGGGCGACAAAAGCGCCAAUACAUUCAAGUGGAACGAAAGCGUACCAUUUAAGUCCGUUACCGAAGGUGAGCUUAUUUUCGACAUUAGAGAACACCACACCUUUGGAAAGAAUGUGUCGUUGGGUCAGGCUACUGUGAAGUUGUCUGAUGUCAUCGGCAGACCUGACAAUUUGGAAUUGAAUGUUGGUAGUGGACAAUUGGUUGUAAACGUUAGAUACAACUGA